AUGAAUAUCGUUCUGGUAAAGAGCAAAAACUAUAUUGACUUAUUAAGACCUCGUGGCAUCAUCAGCUACGUCAGAAGAAGGAAUUCAUAUGAGGAACCAGAUACAAGUGAGGAAUUUUGGCCUCGGGCAAAAAAACAUAGUAAAAGAAGAAAUCGAAAACGAAAAAAAGAAGGCACUCUCCAGUAUGCAUACGUUGACUUAGAACGUCUUGAAGAUGUUAUCAAAAAAUUUCGACGUCAAAGAGAGCCGCCAAAGAAAACCCUACAUGAUGAACCUGAUCUCAGUUCGAGUGUUGAGGUUUCUCGACCUUCCGUGUCAGCCACACCAGCUCCCAAGAUGAUGUGGUUCUACAGUACUGCGGACGCUUACAACCACAUCAAGAUAGAUGCAGACGCGCCAGAGCUCACGGACCUUCUGCCCGAAGUAAAGGAAGAAGAGGACCAAAAGUUGUGGUUCUAUCAGGGUGACCAUUAUUCAUCGAAGGAGGAUUAGUACGUAUUAAAUAACUUCGCAAAAGACAAAUA
This is a messenger RNA of Helicoverpa armigera (cotton bollworm), 524 nucleotides long. RefSeq lists its product as uncharacterized. The transcript is spliced from 8 exons. The coding region runs from base 1 to 492 and encodes 163 amino acids. NCBI's taxonomy places the organism in Eukaryota, Metazoa, Arthropoda, Insecta, Lepidoptera, Noctuidae. The record is from RefSeq and is a predicted model, not a curated record.